Messenger RNA from Daphnia magna, 3032 nucleotides. Its product is annotated as orexin receptor type 1. Gene Ontology annotation, biological process: G protein-coupled receptor signaling pathway. Lineage: Eukaryota; Metazoa; Arthropoda; Branchiopoda; Diplostraca; Daphniidae. The record is from RefSeq and is a predicted model, not a curated record. The transcript has 6 exons. Gene Ontology annotation, molecular function: neuropeptide Y receptor activity. The coding region runs from base 208 to 1734 and encodes 508 amino acids. Gene Ontology annotation, cellular component: membrane.
GACGCUCCGUCACCAGUGGCUUCCAGUCCAUCGUCUAGCCUCCAUUCGAGCUAUUCGUACUUUUCGCAGCGCUCACACCUAAUAUCUAUUCAAUCAGCACGGCUCAUGUCAUUAAUUAGUGUCUUCAUUAUCGCCCUAGUGAUCCUGCAAUGAUUUGAACUCGACUUGUCACGUUUGCACCUCAACUUCAACCAAACAAAAGGGAAAAUGGAAAAAUUUCAUAACGAUAGCGUCUGGUCGAUUUCUCCGGUCAAUUGCACCGAAGGGUUUAACUGUACCGACUUGACUGACGGUGGCCUCAACGACCUCGUUCGCAACGAAACGUGCACGAAUGACUAUUGCGAUACGGAUGCCGACUACAUUGAUCGGAUCGAAGCGUACAUGUUUCCAUCCGUCUACGAGUGGAUUCUGAUUGGUCUCCAUUGUGUGGUAUUCAUCGUCGGUUUGGCGGGUAACUUCCUCGUCUGUUUGGCCGUUUACCGCAAUCACACGAUGCGCACCGUCACCAACAUGUUUAUCGUCAAUUUGGCCAUCGCCGAUUUUCUUGUCAUCUUCCUCUGCCUCCCACCUACCGUUUUAUGGGACAUCACCGAGACCUGGUUCAUGGGUAACACGCUCUGCAAAAUCAUCCCCUACUUUCAGACUGUCUCGGUAUCCGUCUCUGUCUUGACCCUGACUUUCAUCUCCGUCGACCGUUGGUACGCAAUUUGCCACCCACUCAAGUUCCGCUCGACCAUCGGUCGGGCCAAAACUGCCAUCGCUGCUAUUUGGAUCAUCUCGCUGCUCAUAGACAUCCCCGAGUUAGUGGUGCUGGAAACGCGACCGAGCCGCAACCUGUCGAUUAGCACCGUCUAUUUUACGCAAUGUCAGCCAAGCUGGGAUGAUGAAACGGAUCUCUACAGCCAGCUGGUCAAAUUCGCCCUUCUCUACGCUCUUCCGUUGCUAUUCAUCUCCGUCACUUACUAUCAGAUCGUGAGAGUCUUGUGGCGUUCAGCUCGGCUCGCCAUUACCGGUGGCAACCGCACGGCUGACAACACCGACGAAUCAGCCAACAGCACUACAGUGCGUCUCUUUCCUAAACAACCGAGCAGCAAUCAUCACCAUCAUCACGGUCACCAUGGAACCGGUGGUGGGGGCAAUAAAGACAUGCUCACCGUCAAUUCCAAUGCGUCGAUCGAAUUGCAACUGCGUUCCAGACGGAAAGCGGCCAAGAUGUUGGUCGUCGUCGUCAUCGUCUUUGCCGUCUGCUAUUUCCCCGUUCAUCUAGUCAGCAUUCUCAGAUACACAAUCAAAUUGACGCAGAACGAUUACACGGUUGCCGCUGCUCUCGUCUCCCAUUGGCUGUGCUACUUCAACAGCGCCAUCAACCCCGUGAUUUACAACUUUAUGAGCGGCAAGUUUCGUAAGGAGUUUCGGCGCACAUUUCGCUGCCGUUGUCGCUGGUUGACUGACCAUCUGCCUGGUGGUGGACGCAGUCGUAGUUCCGUGUCCAUGUGCACUGGCGGAUCUCGCCUCAAUCAGUCGAUGAUCGCGGUCGUCCGCGUACCGACAGGGACGACGGCUUUCGCAGCGGCGUUGGCUUCGACCGCGCCGGCUUCGACGGCCGUCGCCACCGAUCGGCUGAUGGCCAGCAACGUGCCGCCUCCCUCGGCCGCAGCCUGCUAUCCGCUCAGACAAUGCCGCUCCAAUCACCCUACUGCACGCUCCGUCAGAACGCUCACUUCAACCACGUAAAGAAUGAAAAGAACAAAACAUCGUCCACUGCACUUGUUUAAUUUUGGCUACUUUUUCUUUUACUAUUCUGAUUCUUUCAAAUUUCGUUGAUUAUGGAACGUUGAUCUCGUCUCAGUUAGGUCGCUUUGUCUUCGUUCAUUUGUCUUUUCGUUGUCUCACGAGUCUCUUUCUUUAUUUGAACGACCCGAAACCCAUCGCGUUGAUUACGUUCUACCACAUCUAUAGGAGGUUGCCAAUUGAGAGGCUGUUAAAAUCGUUGGUAUUUUUUGUUUCGUAAGCUAUCUCUCUUGCUAUACGCAUGAAGUGUGCAUGCCGUUUAUUAUGCACUUUUCCUCUCUUCUGAGUUGGCGUUUUUUGGUUUUUCUUUAAAUAUAACAGUCCCUCUCGGAUGACAUAGUUCGUCGCUGUCUGUCUAUAUUGGCCAUAAAAUAGCGAAAGAGAUGUGUACGUGAUGACAAAGACGUUUUCAUUGGCACAUCAAUGUCUUGUCAUCUAGCCACGAAUAUAGAACGGCAUCUCAAACCAAAAUCACACUAGCAGCGGUUCAGGCAGAAUAUUCAAGACUUGAAACUUGGGAGCGUUUUGAUGAGUAUAAGUCAGUGACGAGCCAAUAUUUGAGGAUGAUUCAUGGACCCAAGUACAUUAGCCGCAUCGUUAGUUUCUUCCCUUACACGGCUAUGCUUAUAAAUUAUUUUCGUCUUUAAUCUCUUUAUUAUUUAUUAUUACAAAAAUUGAGUUCAAAACUUUUGUUUCAUGAUAUAAUCAAGCAAACAGGGAAAUCGCUUGAUUCGUAUAGUUCAUUGCUGGCUAUUAAGUCCUAUCGCUCCCUAUUCUCGUGAACCAUAUCAUCACUUGAUCUCUAUGGCCGUUCGUUAAUCAAAAAUCACCUGUCCCUCUCUCUCUCAAAUGAAAUGAAAAGUGUUGACAACUAAAGCGUUAAGAGAAUCUCAAGAAUAAAAACUGUUAAGAGAAAACAAACUAAAUCGUUGGCGGAAACUAAUCGCAUUUUAAAUGGAAAGUUAAAGAUACAGCAGAGUCUAUAAUUGAUUGAUUACGAUGAUUUGUUCUCUUUCGUCUAAUUGGUGCUUGCAUGAUUUGUCCCCACCUCAAUCACCGUUUUUAUUUAUCGCUUUAGUUCCCACCCAAACUCUUAACGCCGUGCGUGUAUCAUACAUAACCUGCGCAUUGUAACAGAGUUCACGUUCUGGCUUUUCACGUUUCUGUUUUUAACCGCUCUAUUGCUGGUUGUGUCCUUACACUAUACAUAUUUGUCAAAAUAAAACCAAACAAAACUAGAA